UUUAAAUUUUAGUUUUACCGUUUCAUUUUCUUUUUUUUACCCAUUCGUCCAGUUAAGCCCUAAAUCUGAAAAUUUUGUGAAAAAAAUCCCUUCUCUUUCUUCGGCGAGCUCUCCGAUCUGCGUGGUCAAAUCCACUCGAAGUCCUCGAGCCGCCGAUGAUUGAGGGAGCAAUUGCGGGACACGUUUUUUCCGGAUUGACAGUGUUGGUGUAAGGUGUUUAAUUAAGAACUGUUCAAGAUGAACGCCGAGCGUAUUGCGAAUUUUGCUUUAGCGGGAUUGACAUUAGCUCCACUUGUCAUGAAGGUUGAUCCUAAUGUGAAUGUCGUUCUCACUGCCUGUCUAACUGUUUAUGUUGGUUGUUAUCGGUCUGUGAAACCUACUCCACCUUCAGAGACCAUGUCGAGUGAACAUGCUAUGCGUUUUCCCUUUGUUGGGAGUGCGAUGCUUUUGUCUCUUUUUUUGCUUUUCAAGUUUCUAUCUAAGGACUUGGUUAAUGCAGUCUUGACAAUCUACUUCUUUGUGCUUGGGAUCCUUGCUCUUUCCGCCACUCUGUUGCCUGCUAUCAAACGAUAUCUGCCAGACCAUUGGAAUCAAGAUGCUAUUGUAUGGCGUUUUCCAUAUUUCCGUGCUUUGGAGAUCGAGUUCACCAGGUCUCAGGUUGUUGCAGCAAUUCCUGGAACUUUCUUUUGUGCAUGGUAUGCUCUGAAAAAACAUUGGCUGGCUAACAAUAUCUUGGGCCUUGCCUUUUGUAUCCAGGGAAUUGAAAUGCUUUCUCUUGGUUCCUUUAAGACUGGUGCUAUACUUUUGGCUGGACUUUUCGUAUAUGAUAUCUUCUGGGUUUUCUUUACUCCAGUGAUGGUUAGUGUUGCAAAAUCGUUUGACGCACCUAUAAAGCUUUUGUUCCCCACUGCAGACGCUGUUAGACCAUUUUCCAUGCUUGGACUUGGUGACAUUGUCAUUCCCGGCAUCUUUGUUGCUUUGGCUCUUCGAUUUGAUGCAUCCAGGGGAAAAAACGGUCAAUAUUUUACGAGUGCUUUUGCGGGAUACACAUUUGGUUUGGUCCUCACAAUAAUAGUCAUGAAUUGGUUUCAAGCUGCUCAGCCUGCACUUCUGUACAUUGUGCCUGCUGUUAUUGGAUUUUUGGCUGCUCAUGUCAUAUGGAAUGGGGAUGUGAAGCCGCUGUUAGAGUUUGACGAGUCGAAAACUGUUAGUUCAUCCGAAGAUGACGGUGAAUGUGAUAAAGGAAGCAAGAUGGAAUGAAUUUGGAGAAAGGUGGAUGGGCGGAAGGCAUAAUUUUUCCAUGUGAUGAGCGAGUUGUAUGAGAUCAUCCAUCCCCCGUCCUGUAAGCUACAACAACCCUUUUACAUUGAGCUAAUUUAUGUGCCAAACUUUGUAUCCGAAAAAAACAGAUUUUGAAAUGAGGUUAGCAUGUCCUGUCCUGUCCUGUCUUGUUUUUAGCUCUCUUAGUUUUCACCUCAUCGGAAAGCAAGCUUUUACUGCAACUGUGCCCGCCCAUUUUGUUGGGGUUUCUAUAGCAAAUUAAAAAAAAAAAAAAUUAUAAA
This is a messenger RNA of Cucurbita moschata (crookneck pumpkin), 1562 nucleotides long. RefSeq names its product signal peptide peptidase-like. Gene Ontology annotation, biological process: membrane protein proteolysis. Gene Ontology annotation, cellular component: cytoplasmic side of endoplasmic reticulum membrane; lumenal side of endoplasmic reticulum membrane; membrane. Lineage: Eukaryota; Viridiplantae; Streptophyta; Magnoliopsida; Cucurbitales; Cucurbitaceae. The record is from RefSeq and is a predicted model, not a curated record. The transcript has 12 exons. Bases 238 to 1260 code for a protein of 340 amino acids. Gene Ontology annotation, molecular function: aspartic endopeptidase activity, intramembrane cleaving.